ACAUACAAUUCACAAAUAGUGUGACGUUUUUCUGCAGCAAUACUAUUGAAUUGAAUACAAAAACAAUACAAAAGUCUUAACACUUCUUCAUUCGUUGAGCACAUGUGUUGUUGUGAUUUGUUUGUUGACCGAAGAGGAUUGGAUCAGUUUGUUUGCUUUAGUUACCAUCGGUUUUCUGAUUAUCAACAAUGACAUCAACGGCUGCACUGUUGGAAGGAUUGCAGAAACAAUUAUCCGAUGAGAUCAACAAGUUUGGUGUACUCCAGAAGUCCUAUCAGAAGACAUUACAUUUGAGACAACAAUUAGAUUCACAGCUCAAUGAAAACAAUAUCGUCAAAGAGGAAAUGGAUCUCUUAGAAGACGACGCCAAGACCUACAAACUGGUGGGACCUUUGCUUCAGCGAAUCGAUCUCAAAGAAGCCAAAGACAAUGUCAACUCUAGGAUCAAAUAUAUUUCUGAAGAGAUUAAAAGACACGACAAACAAAUUGCCGAUUUAUCACAACAACAGGACCAACAACGAGAAGUGGUAACAAAAUUGCAGCAACAGUUGCAACAGUUCCAGAUGAAGGCUACCACUGCAGCCAAAUAAGUGCAGACAAAUUGAUUGAUUAAUUAAUUUAGGAUUUCAAACGUUUUUAUAUAAAAAACAAAUCAUUUAUUAUUUUUUGAUUUUAAUUAUUAUUGCAUUAAAAACACAGUUUUUUAUAACAUUUCUUAUAAAUAUAUAUAUGAAUAAUGAAUUGAUUUGAUUUUGAUUGUUUGGUGAUUAUGAUUAAGAUAAUAAUAAUAAUUACCGUAAUAUACUGUACAAUAUAUGUUAUAAAUUAAUUUAU
Molecule: messenger RNA, 834 nt
Organism: Oppia nitens
Lineage: Eukaryota; Metazoa; Arthropoda; Arachnida; Sarcoptiformes; Oppiidae
Gene: Pfdn6
Product: prefoldin subunit 6-like
Exons: 3
Coding region: 189-590 (133 amino acids)
Biological process (GO): protein folding; chaperone-mediated protein complex assembly
Cellular component (GO): prefoldin complex; cytoplasm
Molecular function (GO): protein-folding chaperone binding
Source: RefSeq, a predicted model, not a curated record